AUGAAUGUCCAGGAUAGAAGAAGGAUAUUGGGCCCUAUUGAAGCCAAACCGUUGGCUUUUCCAGAAACAAAAUCGACUUCUAAUGAAGAGACCACCGUUGUACUACCGGAAUUUCAAGCUCCUAGUAUUCAAACAAAUCUGUUAAAGAAUUGUAACGGUUCAUGUAUAAUAGAGAACGAGAACACGUCAAUUUUAUCUUCUAUUUAUGGUCCAAGAUCAACAAGGUCGAACUUAUUUGAGUCCCGUUGUUUAAUUAAUGUCACCAUUAAAAGUGCGGUAUUCCCAACUUCUGAGUUGAAAGAACUAAGCAGCUUCUUAAUCAAUGUUCUAGAGAGUUUUGUGUGUUUAGAGUUAUACCCAAAGGCAGGUAUUGAUGUCUUCAUCAAUCUAAAUAUUGAACAGGUCAGUGAUCUAAGUUGGUACAUUCCUUAUAUCAUGAUGAGUAUAGUUCUUGGUCUAGUUGAUGCAGGUAUUGAAAUAUCAGACUUACCUGGUUGUGGGUUCAAUGACAAUAAUGCAAUUUGUUUUACAAAGAAUGGUUCUGAAGUUAUUGGUAUUUGGAGAGAUAAAGGUGACAUAAAGGACGAAUCUAGUUUUGGAGACAGUCUUGAUAUCUGUAAGGACCAGUACUUGCAAAUAAAAGGCUUAAUGGCAAGUUAUUUAUUAUCUAAACUAGACGAUGAUAAAUCUACAUAG
Messenger RNA from Maudiozyma saulgeensis, 696 nucleotides. The record is from the annotation of a GenBank genome assembly. NCBI's taxonomy places the organism in Eukaryota, Fungi, Ascomycota, Saccharomycetes, Saccharomycetales, Saccharomycetaceae.